GUUUUUUCCCACCCAUCUACUGUUCCAGAAAAUUUUCAUUUGGCAACACUGCUAACUUGACGAAUUUGUCAUUUGUCAACAAAGGUUUGCCGCUUCUUUCGUCAACCGUCGACGUUUUAAGGGUGCAUCAUGGCGUCUUCAGAAAGUGCUGGUGUGACUGUAGGUCAGCCAAAUUUACAUAAACAAGAUUUAUCUAAAUUGGAUGUAACAAAACUAACCGCUUUAUCUCCUGAAGUAAUAAGCAGACAGGCUACUAUAAAUAUAGGCACAAUUGGUCAUGUAGCCCAUGGAAAAUCCACGGUUGUGAAAGCCAUCUCUGGAGUGCAGACUGUCAGAUUUAAAAAUGAAUUGGAAAGAAAUAUUACCAUUAAAUUGGAGAAACUCCAGUUCGAUAGAAAUGGUACAGUAAUCACAUGGCCCAAAAAACUGAAAGGAAAAAAAAUUAAUCUAAAACAAGCACUUGAGGAUUGCGAAAAUUUCACUGAUCAACCAAAGGGUGUAAAACGAAAAUAUGAGCAGUUAAGAAAAGUUAGACCAAAUCGAGAGAAGCCCACAUAUUCCAGAGAAUUUAGUGUAGAGAAAAUUUUAGCCCAAGAAUAUGAUAUAGCAACAAAAACUAUUAUGUUUUUAGUAAAAUGGGAGGGAUACCCUAAAGAACAAAGCACAUGGGAACCUUUAGAUCAUUUAAAACAUUCACCUUUAGUUUUGACUCAGUUUUUAGCUGAAAGUUUGGGUUCACAAGUACUUGAUACUUUAUGUGAAAAAUUAAACAUUUCUAAUAAAUUGACUGAUCAACAAUUACUUGAAUCCUUAAAGAUUGAUAAUCUCGAUAAUCUCCCUGAUAAGUUACAUCUACAAGCUAAAUUAUUAGGGUUAAUAGCAACUCCCCCAAAAGAAAGACAUAUUCACAAAUUAGAGGAAGGUAAAAAAGCUAUAUUAAUGUAUCAAUUGGUAUUGAAGAGGGAGCAGCAAGUUAAACAAUUAACAGGUUGGGAAAAUACUAUUAACAUGAUGGAUAAAGGGGAAGCUAUAAUAACUGUAGAAAACACUGUUGAUUUGGAAGGACCACCAGAUGGAUUUACUUACAUAAAUGAAUAUGUAGCCACUAAUGGAAUAGAAAUCCCUUAUCAGCCAGACUCUGGUUGUGAUUGUGAAGAAUGUGGACCAAAAUCAAAGGGGUGUUGUGGGCGACAGCCCUAUAAUGGCUUUACUUUUAAAGGAAGAUGUAGGAUCAAUGUUAAUCCUGGGAUUGCAGUUUAUGAAUGUAAUAAAAAAUGUAAAUGUAGUGAAGAUUGUAGAAAUAGAGUUGUACAAAAUGGUCGUAAAGUACCACUUUGUAUUUUUAGAACUGCUAAUGGCUGUGGCUGGGGUGUAAAAGCCAUGAGAAAAAUUCACUGUGGAGAGUUUGUUUGUGAAUAUGUUGGGGAGGUUAUUACCCAUGAAGAAGCGGAGGUAAGAGGACGUACUUAUGACGAGGAAGGCAGAACUUAUUUAUUUGACUUAGAUUAUAAUUCAAAAGACAACCCUUAUACUGUGGAUGCAGCUAAAUAUGGCAAUAUUUCCCAUUUCAUCAAUCAUUCUUGUGACCCGAAUUUAGGAGUUUAUGCAGUUUGGAUCAAUUGUUCUGAUCCAAAUUUGCCACGAUUAGCGCUGUUUGCACUCAGAGAGAUAGAGCGAUAUGAAGAAGUGACUUUUGAUUAUAUGAUGAAUAUAGAUCCAGUGGUACCAACUACACCAGAAAAAGCUAGAUUUUUACAUACUCCUGAUAAAAAUCAACUAAUUCAGAAUGGUAGAAGUAUUUGCAAAUGUGAAACUGAUUCUUGUCGAAGAUAUUUGUUUUAACUGAAAAAGGGGAUUUUAGUAUAGCCGUUGAAAACAUACUGAAAGCUUUUUUCAAUUUUAAUACUACAAUUUUUUAAAAGAAUAUAUUUUCACUGCCUUACUGUAUUGUUUUAAAACUAAUGACUGUAUGAUAUUUUUAACAUUAGUUAUAUUAAAUAUGCUACUGUUUAUAGAAUAUUAUUAAAAAUAAUAAUUAGAGAAUUUUUUUAUAGUAUUUAACUUACACUAGAAAUUCUCCUAAUCUCACAAAUCAUAUUUUUGUUCAAUUUAAUGUUGUUUUGUGAUUUGUUCACUAUUAAAAAUAUCAAUGAUCAUAAAAAAUUUGUAUGUUAGACAUUUUAGUUGUUUUUUAUGUAAAAAACGACUAAUAAGACUUUUUAGUUUAAUUUAGUUAGUCAUUUUAAUAUAACCAAUGUUACUAUGUCAU
Molecule: messenger RNA, 2269 nt
Organism: Psylliodes chrysocephalus
Lineage: Eukaryota; Metazoa; Arthropoda; Insecta; Coleoptera; Chrysomelidae
Source: the annotation of a GenBank genome assembly